AUGAAACGAAAAGGUGAUAUACUUCUGCAGUCAGAGCCGUAUGUACACGUCUUAUCAAAUAAGGAACGAGGCAGAAGAUGUGAUGCAUGUUUCGAAAGUGGUGAGGAUCUCAAAAGAUGUACUGUGUGUAAGGUAGUGCGAUAUUGUAACGCAGUGUGCCAGAAAGUGGACUGGACAUCACACAAGGGGGAAUGUCCUUGUCUAAAGAGAGUUUUUCCUGACGUGCCUCUGGAUAGUGUCCGCCUAAUGUUGAAACUUCUCUUAAAGCAAAAGGUUGGUGACAAUGGAAACUCUGUCAAAAAUGAUAUUGGUUGGAGAGACUUCUCCAAAUUCCAAUCACAUUCAGAUGAGAUCAAGUCUGACAAAAACAGAAUGGAACAGCUGUCCAAGAUUGUGUUUACAUUGAGAAAACUUCUUGGAGACACUACCCUUCCUCCUGCAGAUGACCUAUUAGAAAUAUUUGGAAAGAUGGUAAUCAACAGCUUCACAGUUUGUGAUGGAGAAAUGCAGUCCAUUGGUGUGGCUAUCUACCUCAGUCCAUCCUUGCUGGACCAUAGUUGUGAGCCUAAUGCUGUAGCCACAUUCCAAGGCACGAAGCUGAUAGUAAGGGCUACCCAGAAUAUACUUGAGCCAUCUCCAGCCAAUAUUUGUAUAAGCUAUGUGGACCAGCUGGAAACAAUAGAGGAGAGACAGAAACAGCUGCAGGAGCAGUAUUAUUUUACCUGUCAGUGUAACAGAUGUCAGGACAAAGGUCUGAAUGGUGAGAUGUUAAGUGUGAGAUGUCAGAGUGGCCAUUGUCAGGGAUACCACCGUAGGCUGGAAGAUGACAAGUUUGGGGACUGUAGAGGCUGUGGUUACCAAGGCAACACAAUCAGGGCAGAUGAUGUAGAAAACUUCUAUGAGGCAUGUCGUGAAUGUUUAAUGAAAAUCAAGGCAGUUAGUGAAAACGAUCCUUUAAAGGUACUUCAGCUAUGCGAAGAAUGUCAAAAGGAACAGAAGCAGUUGUUCACAGACUGUAAUGUCCAUUGUGUCCAUCUGUUGGUAAAGGCCUUUGAUGCAGGAAUCGACCGUGGUCAUUGGGAAGUUGCGCUUCAGUAUGGUUUGCGUGUUCAGGAAGCUUACAGAAAGUUUUAUCCACCAAACAGUCCCCAUGUUGGGAUUGAACAGAUGAAAGUUGGGAAAAUUCAGUUAUAUUUGGAACAGAGUCAGCAAGCGUUGAUAACUUUACAACAGGCAGCGACAACAAUAUCCAUUACCCAUGGUAAAAGUCACCCCCUAUAUGAAGAUUUGGCUGGUCUCAUACACCAGUGUGCCGAAGAAAUGAGAGCCAAGUUGGAGUUUUCUCUACAAGCUUAGACCUUAAACACAUUUAAAAAAAAUAAAUGGUAC
Ylistrum balloti is the source of this 1389-nucleotide messenger RNA. Its product is annotated as histone-lysine N-methyltransferase SMYD3-like. The record is from RefSeq and is a predicted model, not a curated record. Gene Ontology annotation, molecular function: protein binding. Gene Ontology annotation, cellular component: nucleus. Lineage: Eukaryota; Metazoa; Mollusca; Bivalvia; Pectinida; Pectinidae. Bases 1 to 1356 code for a protein of 451 amino acids. The transcript is spliced from 13 exons.